AUGAUGGAUAAUAAUAACGAACUAAGCACGAAAAAUAUACCAAACAUAGCUAACAUCAUAUAUCCUAUAUCAUCCAACAAUAUCAAGGAAUAUGCCGACAUCAGUAUGUGUAAGGAAAGACAAACUGUGCAGUCGAGAGAAGAAGAUUAUAGAACCGUUUUCUUCUCACAAGUACGUUCCUUGUCAUGUGAAUUACCAUUUUUGGUGAACCAUAUCCUUAUCCUUGCAUGGGAAUUCCGUUCAUUCCUCAACAAUGUUAGGACGCGUGAAUCGCCGUUGUCUACCCCUGAACAGCAUACUUACUUAACAGCAACAGUUGCCGCAGCUGCUUUGGUUGCUAAUUUUCCGCUUAUAUCACUGCUCAAUCAUUUCGGUAUUCGCUUUAUAUUUACUAUUCCCAGAGUGUUAUCGUCUUUUGCUGCUUGCAUUUUACUCAUGGCAAUUAUUUGUGGAUAA
Molecule: messenger RNA, 456 nt
Organism: Acanthocheilonema viteae
Lineage: Eukaryota; Metazoa; Nematoda; Chromadorea; Rhabditida; Onchocercidae
Source: the annotation of a GenBank genome assembly